UGUUCAGCAGUUGUUCAAAUAUAUGCAGCAGAUCGCAAUGCCAUGUGGUCAAAGAAAUGCUGUGGUGUAGCUUGCCUUGUAAAGGACAAUCCGCAGAGGUCAUAUUUUAUCAGAAUAUUUGACAUUAAGGAUGGGAAAUUGUUGUGGGAGCAGGAGCUGUACAAUAACUUUGUAUAUAAUAGUCCUAGAGGAUAUUUUCAUACCUUUGCUGGAGAUACAUGUCAAGUUGGUCUUAAUUUUGCUAAUGAAGAAGAAGCUAAACUAUUCCGCAAAACAGUAACAGAUUUACUUGGACGACGGCAGAGAAAAUCUGAAAAAAGACGAGACCCACCAAAUGGCCCGAAUCUACCGAUGGCAACUGUUGAUAUCAAAAACCCAGAAAUUACAACUAACAGAUUUUAUACUCCACAAGUCAACAAUAUUUCAUACACCAAAGAUAAGAAGAAAGGAAAAACUAAAAAGAGAAGAUUGACAAAAGCAGAUAUUGGAACGCCAUCUAAUUUCCAACACAUUGGACAUGUUGGUUGGGAUCCAAACACAGGUUUUGAUGUGAACAACUUAGACCCAGAACUGAAAAACCUGUUUGAUCUGUGUGGAAUUUCAGAGGCUCAAUUAAAAGACAAAGAAACUUCAAAGGUCAUAUAUGAUUUCAUUGAAAAAACAGGAGGUGUGGAAGCCGUUAAAAACGAGCUGCGCAGACAAGGUCCCCCACGGUGGAGCGCUCCACCUCCACCACCACCGUGCAGAGGAGGACCCCCUCCACCACCACCUCCACAUAGCCUGGGUCCUCCUCCUCCCCCUGCUAGGGGCCGAGGGGCACCACCUCCACCUCCUUCAAGAGCGCCCACAGCAGCACCUCCACCCCCACCUCCGUCUAGACCUGGUGCCUCGGUGCCCCCACCUCCUCCAAACAGGAUGUAUCCUCCACCACCACCAGUGCAUUCAUCAUCUGCGCCAUCAGGUCCUCCUCCACCACCACCACCACCACCGGCAAGUGGGUCAUCUGUUCCUCCACCACCUCCUCCUCCUCCACCCCCUCCUGGUCCUCCUCCACCACCAGGCCUUCCUUCAGAGGUUGAUCACCAGCUUCCAGUUCCUGUGGGAAACAAAGCAGCACUCCUGGAUCAAAUCAGAGAAGGAGCUCAGUUAAAGAAAGUAGAACAGAACAGUCGACCAGUGUCCUGCUCAGGAAGAGAUGCACUGUUAGACCAGAUACGACAGGGUAUACAGCUGAAAUCCGUAUCUGAUGGUCAGGAGAGUGCACCGCCUACACCUGCACCCACCUCAGGAAUUGUGGGUGCAUUAAUGGAAGUUAUGCAGAAAAGGAGCAAAGCCAUUCAUUCUUCAGAUGAAGAUGAGGAUGAAGAAGAUGAAGAAGACUUUGAGGAUGAUGACGAAUGGGAUGAUUGAUCAUAUAUUAUUAUAUAUAUAUAUUUUUUAAGGUGAAUGAUAUACUAAACACUACUUUCUGUCUAUGGAUUCUGUAAAAUUAUCAUGUAAAUGUUCUACCAAUUUGCUGUAUAUUUUUGUUGCCUUUUGCUUUUUUAUUAAUCUGUGCAAUACCUCAUUUAAUCUGUAAAGGUUUGUCAUAAUCCUCUACAAAGCUACUCCCUGUUAAUGUGUGCAAGUUUACACCUGGAUGAUCAUGUACAUGUGAAUACUUUUCAUUCCAUCAAUAAGGGAGUUUAAAUGUAAUAUGUGAGACUGGCAAAAACCUUAAUGUAAUUUAGUUAUAAUGCAAGAAGGAAAACACUAUUUUCAUACCCUACUUUUUCUGUAUCUAAAUUUUCUUAUUAAAACCUAGUAUAGCAC
Molecule: messenger RNA, 1812 nt
Organism: Opisthocomus hoazin
Lineage: Eukaryota; Metazoa; Chordata; Aves; Opisthocomiformes; Opisthocomidae
Source: RefSeq, a predicted model, not a curated record